Molecule: messenger RNA, 1511 nt
Organism: Histoplasma capsulatum G186AR
Lineage: Eukaryota; Fungi; Ascomycota; Eurotiomycetes; Onygenales; Ajellomycetaceae
Product: transaldolase
Exons: 6
Coding region: 1-969 (322 amino acids)
Biological process (GO): carbohydrate metabolic process; pentose-phosphate shunt, non-oxidative branch; pentose-phosphate shunt
Cellular component (GO): intracellular anatomical structure; cytoplasm
Molecular function (GO): transaldolase activity
Source: RefSeq, a predicted model, not a curated record
AUGUCUUCCUCCCUUCAUCAAUUAAAGGCCACUGGCACGGCGACUUUGCAAGUACGUCUUAUCACCAUAGGCAAAUAUAAGCCUCAAGAUGCCACUACCAACCCUUCGUUAAUCCUCGCCGCUUCGAAGAAGCCAGAAUACGCCAAGUUGAUCGAUACAGCAGUUGAAUACGGAAAGAAACAAGGCAAGACUAUCGACGAACAGGUCGAUGCCACUCUCGACCGUCUUUUGGUCGAGUUUGGCAAAGAGAUCUUGAAGAUCAUCCCCGGCAAAGUCUCAACUGAAGUAGAUGCCCGCUUCUCCUUCGAUACCAAAGCCUCCGUUGAUAAGGCUCUCCACAUCAUUGAACUCUACAAGGCCGUUGGAGUCCCUAAAGAACGUGUCUUGAUCAAAGUCGCAUCUACAUGGGAAGGCAUCCAAGCCGCCCACAUUCUCCAAUCACAGCACGGUGUCAACUGCAACUUGACAUUGAUGUUCUCGCUAGUCCAAGCCAUUGCUGCUGCUGAAGCUGGCGCAUACCUCAUCUCCCCGUUCGUCGGCCGAAUCCUCGACUGGUACAAAGCAGCCAUGAAGAAAGACUUCAGCCCUGAAGAAGACCCUGGAGUCAAGAGCGUGCAGAACAUCUUCAACUACUACAAGAAAUACGGUUACAAGACCAUAGUCAUGGGUGCCUCCUUCCGGAAUACCGGGGAAAUCACCGAAUUAGCUGGAUGCGACUAUUUGACCAUCUCGCCCAACCUCCUCGAAGAACUCUACAACUCUACCGCAGCCGUCCCCAAGAAGCUAGACGCUGCGGGCGCUUCCAGCCUCGACAUCCCCAAGCGCACGUACCUCCACGACGAAGCCACCUUCCGCUUCGAGUUCAACGAGGAACAAAUGGCUGUCGAGAAGCUGCGGGAGGGUAUAUCCAAGUUUGCUGCGGAUGCAGUUACCCUCAAGAACAUUCUCAGAGAGAAGAUCAGCUCGUAGAUCCGAGCUCUGCUUUUGUUUAUGUAUUGAAUACAAAUUUGUAUCAGGAGGUACAAAGGAAGCGAAAGGAAACGAAAUAAAAACCGCUUGCUGCGUGCGCGUGUAUUCCGUGCAUGAACCUUUUAUCUUCUUGUCCCUUUUUUCCUUCUUUCUUAAUUUUACAAAAAUGGCAUAAGUUCAUGCAGGGUCUUUUUUUUUUUUCAUACGCCUCUUUCGUCCCCUAUUUUGCUCGUUAUUGAACUCCCAAGGAAGUACAUAUAUAUCAAAUUACAUCAAAUUGGAGCUUCCUCGCAAACAAUUGAAUACUUUACUCCCGUUUUCUUUGGAUUCCGCAAGAGGUCGACAAGACUGAACACUCCCCAUAUUAAACAUAUCAUGGAAAAGUCAAUAGGGUUGACUAGAAGGAAAAUUAGGAAGAGGGGUGGUGCGUUUUGAGAACAUAACUCCUUUCAGCACACGCCUGUAGAAAAUCAAUAUUUGAAAUAUCAAAUACUAAUGUCAGAGCUACCGACUUCCAUCCAACUAAUCGAAAAGUACAGUAC